GCGCGUGGGUGGAGUGUGCGCGUGUGGUUGCGUGACUGUGCGUGUGACAGAGAGAGGAGGGGGUCUCCUCCUGCUGUCCGGACACUCCGAACACAGAACCACACUGCUCUGGUUCUUCUUCAGCCCAGGCGCCGUGGAGUGGACCCGGACCCGGACCAGAACCGGAGCCCGGAGCGGGGGGAUGAAGAGCGUGUUCGCGGAGUUCGUCCUCACACCUUGGAAACUAUUCCCGCCUGAUCCGCAGGUGUGAGCUGAUCGAUGACUCCGGAGCCGAACCUGGGUUCGGUUCUUCACGCAUCGGAACACGGAUUACCUGGACAGGAGUUAACGGAGCUGGUUUUCGGUGUGUGUGCGCGCGUGUGUGUGUGUGUGUGCGUGUUUGCGGGGAUGGAUGCUCGGAGAGCAACAAGCGCGCGUGGCUGCACGCAGCGGCGGCGGCUCCUCACACGGACACCGCGCUGCUGAAUGCGGGUCUGAGGCGGGUUUCUGUGUCGGUGUGCGGGUUCUAAUCAGCUCUCGUUUGGAUCUUUGGACGGGAAUGAACUGUGGGGUUCGGUGAAGUGUCCUAAAUAAAGUGCCCCGCACCUCCGCGGCGGUUCGGCGUGUUUUUUUUUCAUUGCGGUGUGCUGUGAUUGAACUCUGCGUGGUGGAGGGACGCGGAUCACAACCAUGGCCACGCACACGCACUCCGAGCAUCUCCCGCAACUGAAGGCGGGUUUCACGUUCCGGGUGUUGUGGAUGCUUCACGCCUUCCUGGACCUCGCGGGCUCUCAGGAGGUUUACGCGCCGCACUCGAUCCGGGUGGAAGGCGACGUGACGCUGGGGGGGCUUUUCCCCGUGCACGCCAGGGGGGUCCCCGGGAUGCCGUGCGGGGACAUCAAGAAGGAGAACGGCAUCCACCGGCUGGAGGCGAUGAUGUACGCCCUGGAUCAGAUCAACGGGGACGAGGAGCUGCUGCCCAACGUCACUCUGGGCGCCCGAAUCUUGGACACCUGCUCCCGGGACACGUACGCGCUGGAGCAGUCACUGACUUUCGUCCAGGCGCUCAUCCAGAAGGACACGUCCGACGUGAGGUGCACCAACGGGGAGCCGCCGCUGUUCGUCAAGCCGGAGAAAGUUGUCGGAGUGAUCGGAGCUUCGGCCAGCUCCGUGUCCAUCAUGGUGGCCAACAUCCUGCGACUGUUCCAGAUCCCUCAGAUCAGCUACGCCUCCACCGCCCCAGAGCUGAGCGAUGACCGGCGGUACGACUUCUUCUCUCGGGUCGUCCCUCCAGACAGUUUCCAGGCUCAGGCCAUGGUGGACAUCGUCAAGGCCAUGGGGUGGAACUACGUCUCCACGGUGGCCUCAGAGGGCAGCUACGGGGAGAAGGGGGUGGACGCCUUCAUGCAGCUCUCCAGAGAAGCAGGUGGAAUCUGUAUCGCUCAGUCUCUGAAGAUCCCUCACGACCACAAACCCUCCGACUUUGAUAAAAUCAUCCGUCUGCUGUUGGACACUCGCUACGCCAGGGCUGUCAUCCUGUUCGCCUCUGAUGAGGACAUCAGGGGGAUCCUGAACGCCAGUAAGCGAGCGGACCAGGUCGGUCACUUCCUGUGGAUCGGUUCGGACAGCUGGGGGGCCAAAAACAGUCCGAUCCACCAGCUGGAGGACGCCGCCAUCGGAGCCGUCACCAUCCUGCCAAAGAGAGCCACCAUCAGUGGCUUCGACGCGUACUUCAUGUCACGGACUCUGGAGAACAACCGGAGGAACGUUUGGUUUGCCGAGUACUGGGAGGAGAACUUCAACUGUAAACUGAUGAGCUCGUCCAAGAAGGACGACAGCAGCAGGAAGUGUACAGGUCAGGAGCGGAUUGGCAUCGACUCGAAGUACGAGCAGGAGGGGAAGGUCCAGUUUGUGAUCGACGCCGUGUACGCGAUGGCCCACGCCCUCCACAACAUGCAGAGAGACCUCUGUCCUGACGUGUCCGGGAUCUGCCCCGAGAUGGACCUGGCCGGAGGGAAGAAACUACUCAAGUACAUCCGCAGUGUCAGCUUCAACGGAAGUGCUGGUACUUCGGUGACAUUCACCAACGGCGACGCCCCUGGACGCUACGACCUGUUCCAGUACCAGUGGAACAACGUGACCGGGUCGGGGUACCGAGUGAUCGGACAGUGGACCGAGAGCCUGCAGCUCAACAUGGAGGACAUGCAGUGGCCUCGAGGUGAGCAGGACGUCCCCAGCUCCGUGUGCAGCCUUCCCUGUAAAACCGGUGAGAGGAAGAAGGUGGUGAAAGGUAUGCCGUGCUGCUGGCACUGCGAGUCCUGCGACGGAUACCAGUACCAGUACGACGAGUUCACCUGCAAGCUGUGCUCCUACAACAUGAGGCCCAACACCAACCGCACCUCAUGCCAGCCAAUACCCAUCAUUAAACUGGAAUGGCACUCACCCUGGGCGGUGAUUCCCGUUUUCCUGGCGAUGCUUGGGAUCAUUGCUACAAUCUUUGUCAUGGUUACGUUCAUCCGGUACAAUGACACGCCAAUUGUGCGAGCGUCGGGCAGGGAACUGAGUUACGUUCUCCUGACUGGGAUAUUUUUAUGUUACAUCAUCACGUUCCUCAUGAUCGCCAAGCCUGACGUCGGCGUGUGCUCGUUCAGGAGGAUCUUCCUGGGUCUGGGCAUGUGCAUCAGCUACGCCGCCCUCCUCACCAAAACCAAUCGUAUCUACCGAAUCUUCGAGCAGGGCAAGAAGUCAGUGACAGCGCCCCGGCUGAUCAGCCCCACCUCACAGCUGGCAAUCACCUCCAGCCUCAUCUCGGUCCAGCUGAUGGGGGUGUUCAUCUGGUUUGUGGUGGAUCCGCCCAACACCAUCAUAGACUACGACGAGCAGAAGACCUUCAACCCAGAUCUAGCACGAGGGGUGUUGAAAUGCGACAUCACGGAUCUUCAGAUCAUCUGUUCGUUGGGUUACAGUAUCUUAUUGAUGGUGACGUGUACUGUUUACGCUAUAAAGACCCGCGGGGUCCCGGAGAAUUUUAAUGAGGCCAAGCCCAUCGGCUUCACCAUGUACACCACCUGCAUCGUGUGGCUGGCUUUUAUACCCAUCUUUUUCGGCACGGCGCAGUCUGCAGAAAAGCUCUACAUCCAGACCACCACGCUGACCAUCUCCAUGAACCUGAGCGCGUCCGUGGCCCUCGGGAUGCUCUACAUGCCCAAAGUCUACGUCAUCAUCUUCCACCCGGAGCUCAACGUCCAGAAGAGGAAGCGUUCCUUCAAAGCCGUCGUCACAGCCGCCACCAUGUCGUCCCGACUGUCCAAGGCGAGCGACAGACCCAACGGGGAGGCCAAGACAGAGCUGUGCGAGAACGUCGACCCCAACAGUCUGGCAGUGACGAAGAAACACGUGAGCUACAGCGACCUCGACAUGUGACGCGUUCCUCCGUCAGGACUAAGACACAAAAGAGCUGGAGACGUUCUCCUGCCUGAAAACAAGAAAAACCAAGAUGGAGGAGGAGGUGGAGGAGGUGGAGGAGGUUUUAUUUAUUUCAUUUGUUUCUUUGUGCUUCACCACAGACUGAGCUGAAGCAAAGCAUCGUGGGAUUUCCCUCUGGGCAUGAAAAAAUUAGAAAAAAAUAAAAAUCUGUGAUGAUGAUGAAGAUGAUGGUGGUGGUGAUGAAGAUGAUGGUGGUGGUGAUGAAGAUGAUGGUGGUGGUGAUGAAGAUGGUGGUGGUGGUGAUGAAGAUGGUGGUGGUGGUGAGGACUUGGUGGGAUCAUCUGUGGAUCUUCUGGCCUCCUGGUUGUGAACGAUCGGCGGAGCGCUCGCGGCUCCACGUUGAUGUCAAAUAAAGCCGCCGUCUCGGCGUCAUGUGACCUUUCUACGGAGCCCCGCCUCCUCCUGUCUUUUAAUGUACUUCCAAACUGCAAGUUUCCCGCCCUUCUCGUCCUCCGUGAUGUUCUUUACGGCUUCUCUGUUGGGUCGUUUCUUUUGUUUCUUUGACGUUGAUGAUGAUGAAUCUGUUCUGCUCUUUGCUUCUUGGAUGCACAUUGUUUUUUUUUUUUAUUAAAGCCAUAUUUGUCGCUCUGAGAUUCGAGAAUCUGAUUUUUACUGAAUCCCAACAUCCGAAUAUCGACCAUGAAAACACGUUUUCUUCGGAGUGCUCGUAAUAUUCAGUGUAAUUAUUGAAUACAGGUCUCCGUCACACCCAGCACAAAGUCAAUAAUA
Molecule: messenger RNA, 4194 nt
Organism: Larimichthys crocea (large yellow croaker)
Lineage: Eukaryota; Metazoa; Chordata; Actinopteri; Sciaenidae
Gene: grm7
Product: glutamate metabotropic receptor 7
Biological process (GO): G protein-coupled receptor signaling pathway
Cellular component (GO): membrane
Molecular function (GO): G protein-coupled receptor activity
Source: RefSeq, a predicted model, not a curated record